AUGGCGACCACCGCCAACCCCACCACCGACCUCUUCUCGCGCCUCUCCUUUCGCCGCGCCGUCUCCCCCUCCCCACUCCGCCUCCCCUCCCUGCUGACCCCUUCGCCGCGCGUCUCCGUCGCCAUCGUCGCCCUCCACAAGCGCAACCCCAAGCGCCUCAAGUACGACUCCCAGCGCCAGUUCACGAGAGGGGAUGGCGGGAUGCUGCGGGUGCAGGUGGAACCCUCCGGCGAGGGCUUCUGGAAGCUGGACCCCGUCGUCGACCUCAUCAACAGCGGCGCCGUCGGCGUCAUCCCAACCGACACCGUCUACUCCAUCGUUUGUGAUCUGAGUAACAAUGACUCUAUUGAGCGCCUCCGCAGAAUCAAAGGCAUUGUAAAUUCAAAGCCUCUCAGCAUCUUGUGCCGCUCGUUGCGAGAUAUUGAUACCUACACAACAGGAUUUCCUCUAGGUACCAACCAAGGGCAAGCUAACAUUUUCCGUGCUGUCAAGCGUAUAUUACCGGGACCUUACACCUUUAUUUUACCUGCGACUAAGGAAUUGCCCAAGCAAUGCAUCAAGCAUGGGUCAUCUACUAGGUAUGCGAAAAGGAGGCAGGUUGGUGUUCGAAUGCCAGAUGAUCCCAUAUGUCAAGCAAUACUGCAAAAUCUGGAAGAACCGUUGAUCUGCACAAGUGUCAAAUAUCUGGCAGAGGAUGAAUGGAUACUUGACCCAGUAACCAUUGCCGAUAUUUAUGAGCCACUGGGACUCGAUUUCAUCGUUGAUGGUGGUGCUAGAAUUGCUGAUCCAUCUACUGUCGUUGACAUGACUGGAAGUUAUCCUACCAUUAUUCGCCAGGGAAAGGGUGCAAAGCUUGAUUGGAUGGUAACAGGCACGGACCAAGAGGCGCAGUCAACCUAUUCUCGUAAAGCAGCUUGA
This is a messenger RNA of Triticum turgidum subsp. durum (durum wheat), 918 nucleotides long. The record is from the annotation of a GenBank genome assembly. Lineage: Eukaryota; Viridiplantae; Streptophyta; Magnoliopsida; Poales; Poaceae.